AUGUCAAAGAAGGGUCUUUCUGUUGCCGAAAAACGCAAACGCCUUGAAGAUUUGUUCCAUGAAAAGAAAGAAUUCUUUCAAUUGAAAGAACUUGAGAAGAUUGCACCAAAAGAGAAAGGAAUAGUGUCUCAGACAGUCAAAGACAUACUGCAAGGCCUUGUCGAUGAUAAUCUUGUUCAUUGUGAAAAAAUCGGGACGUCGAAUUACUAUUGGGCAUUCCCCAGUAGUGCUCUCCAGAGUCGGCGUAGUAAAAUCGACGGAUUGACAAAUGAGUUGAAAAAGUUAAAAGAGAAAAAUGCAGACUUGACGGCUAGUAUCGAGAACGCUUCUAAUGGACGCGAAGAUUCUGAUGAACGAACAGCACUUCUCGGGCAGUUGGCAGAGGCAGAAAAUUUGCGAAAGAAAAAUCUUGAUGAAUUAAAGCGAUACAAAGAAUGCGAUCCAACAUUGCUUGAAGCAAAAGAAAAGGCGGCUGCUAUUGCACUUGAAAGCGCCAACAGAUGGACAGAAAAUAUUCUCCUUCUACAGUCUUAUUGUGUCAACAAAUGCAAUGUCGAACGAGCAGAUUUCAAUCGACAGUUUGGUAUUCCCGAAGACUUUGAUACCUU
This is a messenger RNA of Paraglomus brasilianum, 608 nucleotides long. Lineage: Eukaryota; Fungi; Glomeromycota; Glomeromycetes; Paraglomerales; Paraglomeraceae. The record is from the annotation of a GenBank genome assembly.